AUGAAGCUCUUAGUUGAUGAAAUAUAUCUUUUGGCUUUUGCCAUUACUGUUCCAUUGCCCUCCUUAGUUUUAGCUCUUGUGAACCUGCUUCUUCCAUUGCAUAGCGCAUCAUUUUGGUAUCAGAGCCAGUGGCUUGGAGAGAUGGCAGAGUCCAGCAAGCGUGCGACAAGCGAGGAUAACCAAAGUCUGGAGGCACUUUGGGCUGCGCACGCUGGAGUCAAGAAGCGGUUAGAGGAAAUAGCAGCUGUUGUGGAUCGUUUAGCUACCGUUGUGCGCCGAGAACCACCCGUCGCGCGAACGGGAGAGCUUCCGUUUCGAACGAGACGACAUGCGCCACCCAUUAUCACACCAGUUGAGGGAAACAGGGGAUAUCAGAAUCGAGGCCGUCGGCGUCUGGCAUUGCUUUCGGAGCUUUCAGAUUCGGAGGAGGAUCGUGGUAGUUUUAUUCCAGAAGGAUUUUCUGACUCAGAUGUAGAACUGGGAGAUCGUCGCCCUCGGCGUUAUGCUGGGCGAGAUCGGAACCAAGGUGAGUUCCGAGUGAAGUUGGAUAUUCCGUUUUUCGACGGAAGGCUGCACAUCGAGGACUACCUAGAUUGGGAAAGGGAGGGCCGCGGACCUGUGCGCAGCUGGCUGAGGAUGAAGCAGUUGUUGCGGGGACAUUUUCUUCCAACUGACUACGAACAGAUGCUAUACCUGAAGUACCAACAUUGUACCCAAGGCAAUCGCUCGGUUAGCGAAUAUACAGAGGAGUUCUACAGUUUAUCCGCAAGGAAUGAUUUGAACGAGACGACCAAUCAGUUAGUGGCAAGAUACAUCGGAGGAUUGAAGGAUAGUAUUCAAGACAAAUUGGAGUUGAAUUCAGUUUGGUCGCUCUCGCAGGCACUCGGUACAGCUGUGCGUAAGACUCCUUUACCACCCGAUAAUAGUGGAUUGUCUCAUUCGCAUAAGCCCAAUUCCGACCCCAAAGCUCCUUUUAAGCCCAAAUUUCCCUUUAAAGAGAACCCUUACCCGCGGCCUCAAGGACUCAAAUACUUUCGUUGUUUUCAGCCGGGACACAAGUCUAAAGAGUGUCCCAAUCGCCAACAAUUGCAAUUACUGGAUGGUGAAGGUGAGGAUGAAACCGACCAGCAUGAGGAAGAAGUGGAAGUGGAGGAUGUAAUCGGAGAUGAGGGGGAGCCUUUGGUAUUUGUAUUAGAGAAGUUGUUAUUGGCUCCAAGAAAAGUCGUGGAUUCUCAGCGGCAUUCAAUAUUUAAAACCAAGUGCACCAUCGCCGGCAAGGUUUGUGACUUACUUAUUGACAGCGGUUGUAUGGAAAAUGUAGUGUCAAAAGUUGUAGUGCAAGCCUUACAGCUCAAGACGACGAAGCACCCUCAGCCCUAUAAAAUCAGUUGGAUAAAAAAAGGAAUGGAGAUUGCUGUUACAGAGACUUGUCGUGUGCAGUUUUCGAUUGGGAGGCACUAUACAUGUGAAGUGUUAUGCGAUGUCGUGGAGAUGGAUGUUUGCCAUCUAAUUCUUGGCCGCCCCUGGCAAUUUGAUGUCUGUAUCAUCUAUGAUGGGAGGGCCAACACUUACGCAUUGGAGUGGAAGGGAAAACAGCUUCGUUUAUUACCACACUCCACGGGAACUGAAAAUAAAGCUGAAGCUGGACGGCCAGCUCUUCAUAUAGUCACGGGUAAUGGGCUACUAGCAUCAUGUGAAGAAAAUACGCCCCUAUUUGCUCUAGUCAUCCGGGAGGCCGCACCCUGCCAUGACAAAGAUGACCGUCAGUUGAUCGAGCCACUGCUUAAGCAAUUUCAGGAUGUAUUGAGUAAUAAUGUGACUACACUUCCUCCCCUCCGUUCACUACAACACCAAAUAGAGUUUGUGCCGGGAUCAACACUUCCGAACUUACCCCAUCACCGCUUGAGCCCGAAAGAAUAUCAAAUUCUCCAGCAUAUUGUAGAUGACUUAUUGAAAAACAAUCUAAUUCAACCGAGCCUCAGCCCUUGUGCGGUGCCGGCACUCUUGGUUCCAAGAAAAGACGGAAGUUGGCGAAUGUGUAUGGACAGUCGCGCCAUCAACAAGAUCACAGUGAAAUUCCGUUUUCCGGUACCACGAGUAGAAGAACUGUUGGAGAAGCUGGCGGGAGCUACUAUAUUUUCAAAACUUGAUCUCCGAAGUGGCUAUCACCAGAUUCGGAUUCGACCAGGCGAUGAGUGGAAGACAACAUUCAAAACUCUCCAUGGGCUCUAUGAGUGGCGAGUCAUGCCGUUUGGGUUGUGCAACGCUCCUUCUACUUUUAUGCGGCUGAUGACGGAGGUGCUCAAACCUUUUUUGAAUGUCAGCUGCAUAGUUUACUUCGAUGACAUUCUUGUCUUUAGCGCGUCGUUGACCGACCACUUGGCGCAUCUGACAGAGAUUUUCUCUGUUCUACAACAAAAUCAACUAUUCUUGAACCCGAGUAAGUGCGAAUUUGCUGCUUCUACCAUUUAUUUCCUUGGAUUUGUUAUCUCGGCUGCAGGUGUUCAAGUCGAUCGGUGGAAGGUGGAAACAAUUACAAACUGGCCAACUCCGAAGACAUUCACGGAAAUUUGCAGUUUCCAUGGACUCGUCAAUUUCUACCGUCGGUUCAUCAAAGAUUUUAGCUCUAUUAUGGCACCAAUCACUGAUUGUUUGAAGCUGAAGCAGUUCCAGUGGGGUGAUGACUAG
This is a messenger RNA of Dendrobium catenatum, 2688 nucleotides long. RefSeq lists its product as uncharacterized. The transcript is spliced from 3 exons. Bases 1 to 2688 code for a protein of 895 amino acids. Lineage: Eukaryota; Viridiplantae; Streptophyta; Magnoliopsida; Asparagales; Orchidaceae. The record is from RefSeq and is a predicted model, not a curated record.